AUGUCAAUAAUAAUUGUGACAUUGAUUAUUUAAUCUACCAUUUUGUCCAUAUAUAAUGGUGUUACAUGUACUUAGCAAAAUUACUUUUUACUAUUUGAUAUCUUCUUACUUUUAGGACAAUUUGGAUAAAACUUUUCAUUAAUAUUAUUAAUUGGCAGUAUUUGUUUGUCAAACGAGUUACUAAUUGCUGAAGAGAAUGUAAAUUUGAUAUUAAUGUAGAUCAAAUGUUAUUAUUUGAGUAUGCGUUUUAUUCUUAGUGCACAUGUGCUUAUGUAAAAACAGAAAUCUAUCUACUUUUUAUUUUGCUUAUUUUAUUUACUUUUCAGAUCUAAUUUAUACUUAUAACCAUUAUCCUAUUUGUCUAUCUUUGGCUAUUUAAUGAUUUUGAUAUAAUGUAAUGUUUAAAAUAAACUCAAAAGGUCAAUGUCAUAAACUAUCGAAUGGAAAUUCUAAGAAUUCUUAAACACAACAACUUUUCGAUUUUUUUAGAGCUAGCUUACCUAUUCCACUCUGUAUAAUUUAAAAGAAUGGUAUUUCAUUUUGGUUAUUUCUUAGAAUUUUUGUUUAGAACUGAUUAAUUUAUAACUGAAUAUGUAGAAAUCACUCCUUAUCUUAUAAGUUAGAUUUCUUCAGAAAAGAAUAAAGAAAGCAUUAAUACUUAUUUAUCAGAUAAAGGUUUAAAUAAUAAAAAUAAAUCAUAUAUUUACGAAGGAAGUAAGAUAUUAGAAAAUUGCAAUGUUUUAUAAAAUAAUAGUCAACUAGAAUUCUAUUUUAAUGUUAGAAAUUAUUUUCCAGUUGAUAUUGAGGUUGCAGAAGUUAUUUGGGAAUAAUAACCAGCUACAAUGCUAAUUUUUUAAACUUAAUAAUAGAGAAAUGAAAAGAAUUAGAUUAAGGAAUUAUAAUAGAGAGAUUAAUAUAAAGAUGAAAUGUUGGCAAGUGUUUCACAUGAUUUCAAAACUCCAAUUAAUGGAAUAGUGGCUAUAGUGUAAUUUUUAGAAUCGUAAGAAUUUUUCAUUUAAUUUAAGGAUUGUUAUUAACUAAAUUGAACUUAAUUAUUUAAUUAUAUUGAAGAAGUGGGCUUAAUUAUUGUUAUAUAUGAUUAGUGACAUUUUAGACUUUUCGAGAAUUUAAAAUAAUACUUUAAGGUUGACAAGUACUCCUUUUCUUAUAAAUGUAAUUGUUUAAGAGAUUAUUGAUUUGAUAUCUUUGUAAGCUAAUUAGAAAGGAAUAGUGGUUGAAAAAUAAAUAACUUUAGAAGAAGAUAUAAGUAUGAAUUCAGAUCCAAAUAGACUGAAAUAGAUUUUAUUAAAUUUAUUAAGCAAUUCCUUAAAAUUUACUGAGAAAGGAAAAAUAAAGAUAUAAGUUGAUUAUAAAAAUGAUGAAUUAGAUAAUUAAUUUAAAAUUAUCACAAUAAGUGUUUAAGAUACAGGAGUAGGUAUUCCAGAUGAUAUUAAACCAAAAUUAUUUUAAAUGUAUGGUACUUUUGAUUUUACCAGUAAUGGGUCAAAUAAAAAUGGUAUAGGAUUAGGAUUAUUUAUAUGUAAGAAAUUGGUUGGAUUACUUGGACCUUCUGAUAAAAUAAAUUUAAAAAGUUAAGUUGGAAUUGGAUCAACAUUUAGUUUUGAUAUUUAUACUAAUAUUGAUGAAAGAAAUAUAAUAUUUAAAGAAUAUCAAAAGGAGAUGACCAAUAUUUAUAAGUAAGAUACUAAAUAAAGUUUAUGUGCUCAUCAUCAUACUAAUUUCAUAACUUCUUAGUAUACUAUUUUCAAUUAAACCAGUAAUUUAACAACUAUUCAUUAUAAUUAAAAAGGACAAACAAAAAAGUUGAAUAAUAAAACAAUAUCAACUUAAUAAGAAAUUUAUCAUAGUAAAUAAUCUCAUAAAACACAAUAAUUCAGAACUUUAAAUCCUCAAAAAUCAUCAAACAAAAGAAUGAAUACUGAUAAUAAUAUAUCUUUCAAUUUAGAAGACUCUGAUAAUUCUAAAACAAGAAAUAUUGAAUAAUAUUUAGAAUAUCAUAAUGAUAUUACUUAAGCUCCAUAUAUUAAUAAAAACUAAAGAAAUGUUGAAAUAAAUAAUAAUAAUCCUAUGAAUUCACUAUUUUACUAAAUUGAAAGUUCAGAAUCUCCAGCUAUGCAUAAUAUGUAACGUAAACCAUUAUAAUUUACUGAAUCAAUUGAGGAUAUGAUGAGAAUCUUAUUUCCAGAACCAACCAUAAUUUUAGUUGUAGAUGAUUCACCAGUUAAUGUCUUUGCAUUUAGAUUGAUCAUGCAAAAAUAUGCUUUUAUCACUAUAGAAGAAGCUUAUAAUGGAGAAUAAGCAUUAUAAAAAAUAAGAAUGAGUAGAGAAAAAGAUAUAAAGUAUCAAUAUAUUUUCAUGGACUUAACUAUGCCAAUUUUAAAUGGAUAUGAAGCUACUGAAUAAAUUAGAAUUAUGGUAUCAUAUUUAUAUUAUUUUUUAUUUGAUUUUAGGAGAAGGACAACUUUAUUGAAAAGAGUUUUAUUAUUGCUUUAACUGGAUAUGAUGAUCUUAAGGAGAAAGAGAAAUGCCAACAAAAAGGAUUUGAUGCAUUUCUUUCUAAGCCUAUAAAAAUUAUUGACAUUAUCUCGGUAGUUAAUGAAGUAAAAAGUAUGAAAGAUCCAUUAAUUUGA
This is a messenger RNA of Paramecium sonneborni, 2651 nucleotides long. The record is from the annotation of a GenBank genome assembly. Lineage: Eukaryota; Ciliophora; Oligohymenophorea; Peniculida; Parameciidae.